Molecule: messenger RNA, 1280 nt
Organism: Aspergillus candidus
Lineage: Eukaryota; Fungi; Ascomycota; Eurotiomycetes; Eurotiales; Aspergillaceae
Product: HNH endonuclease signature motif containing protein
Exons: 3
Coding region: 156-1046 (296 amino acids)
Source: RefSeq, a predicted model, not a curated record
CGUCUCCCCGCUUCGAUCAUCCAUGUCUUUUUUUUUUUUCGAGGGUCCCUCAUCCACAGGUGGCUGCUUAGUUCGUCCACAGCAUCUUCUUGAUCGUUGUCUACAAUUUUAAAACCUGACCUUGCCUCGGACCUGAACUUCGAUUGUGACUUGCAAUGACUAGAGAACGAUCGGUCUAUCGCAACAUACAUUUCUAUGACGGGAGAACCAAAAAACAGGUGGGAGGCCUCUAUCAGGCAGGCUCUCUGACUGAAAAAAAUAUACUUUGGAUGCUUGGAAAUGUUCUUCUUAUUGUCGAGGAACCCUGGACUCUCAUACACCGGGAUUCUGGUCGGAUUGUCGGGCCAUCAGACAAUCCAGCAAGUCAUGGUAACUAUGAUAUUCACAGUAGUGGAUCAAUAAGUGUAACUGAUGAACUAUGGAUUCCGCGAUUGGCCAGUCAUCCUAUCUCUGGUCGAGAAAGUUCUUUCACCCGCGGUGUCCGAGCAAGAGACGGCAAAUGUGUCAUAUCUGGAGUGCCCAACCCAUUGUCCGGGGCUGGCAUAUGGGCUGCCUACCAAGCAGCACAUGUAUUCCCACUUCAGUAUGGGAAUAUUUGGAGCGCAAAUGGCUUUGCACAUUGGAUCACAAACAUGCCAAAUACUGAUGGAAGCUCCACCAUGAACUCUGUUCAGAAUGGGCUCCUGAUGUUCGCUCACAUUCACUCACUCUUCGACCAGUAUCUAUUUUCUAUCAAUCCCGAUGAUGGGUACAAGAUUAUCUCAUUUCAACCAGAUUUCACGAACAUAGAUGGCAAAAUCCUUGACUUUGUCUGUCGUGAUCCGAAUAAUCCUGAUCAUGUAGCCGAUGAGGUGCUACGAUGGCACUUCCGGCAAGCCGUACUCGGUAAUAUGCGAGGUGCGGGGGAGCCAGUUUUUGAGACAGAUUUUCCUCCUGGUUCAGACUUAAUGGAAACAUUACGCAAGGAACCCUAUGGCAAAGAGAGGUUUGAAAUGGAGCUCUACCGCAGACUGGAUGUGAUUAAGAAUCAGGAGGCCUUGUCUUAGCUAUAGCCUUGUAACGAGGUUAGAAUCUAUCAUGGUGUAGGCGGAGGUUGUUGAAGAGCUUUCUGAACUGAUGCGACUUUCAGAUUCCCUCUCGAGUUGUGGUGUCUGUCCUUCCUGUGCGCUUUCUGUUCGUCAAGCUUCUCAAUUAUCUCUUCCUGUGUAUUUUAGUCAGACUUUCCACAUGUAUUAUUUGUUUUUCUACUCGUUAUCAAUAUUAAUUUAGCUGUUUGAGGA